UUCCAAGCAUGGCUCCUACUGUUUAUGGAUCGGCUCACUUCUCCAAGGAACACCUGACUUCAUCUCACAAGCUGAGAAAGCCAAUGGUGGAGAAACUGCGGCGAGACCGCAUCAACACCAGCAUCGAGCAGCUCAAGUCCCUGCUGGGCCCGGAGUUCCUCCGACAGCAACCCGACUCCAAGCAGGAAAAGGCAGACAUCCUGGAGAUGGCGGUGUGCUACCUGAGAAGCUGGCAGCAGCAGAAAUCCAGCAUGUCUUCCUCCGCCACUGACGGCUACGCUCACUGCGUGCACCAGGCUGUCGACUUCCUCUCACGUUGCAAGACGCAGACCCCGGCCCAAAGGUGCUUGCUCGGACACUUCCAGGACCUGCAGGCGUCCAGUCGAGCUCCUGGCAGCGUGUCCCCACCGGGAUCACCACUCCAAGGCAGCUCUGUUAAGGGAGCCAGCCCAACCGGUGUCACCCUGUGGAGACCCUGGUAGUCGCUGACUAGAACCACAACCACCAGACUCAAUGAAGUCGACUUCUUUUGCGUCACCGUGUGGCCGAAUGUAAUCCUUUGGGAUGUUCUAUGAUGUUCAUGCGGUCAUCAUGUGACCUUUGUAUGUUUGUUUUGCAAACCGUGUCCAUUUAUUGUCAUCACACCCAUAUUGGGUUUCAUUGCUAAUGUGUCUGAGACACGCUUUAAAGUAACCACCUUCUUUGAUACUGUGUAUCAUGUCAAUCAUCCAAACAUGCAUCCUAUGGAUUCUCCCAUGCUGUCAAUCAUAUAUUGAUUCCAACCAUUAUGUGUGGUAUUUUUCAAGUUGCAUUAUUUUGCAUACACCUGUGUUGAUCUAAUGGAUGUUUUGUCAUCUGUGCUUCUGCUUAAUAUCUUUUAUAAAGACAUUGUGUGCUUCCUGGAGAAGUUUGCUCUGAAAAUAAAUGAAAAACUUCACAUGAAGU
This is a messenger RNA of Doryrhamphus excisus (bluestripe pipefish), 945 nucleotides long. RefSeq names its product transcription factor HES-5-like. NCBI's taxonomy places the organism in Eukaryota, Metazoa, Chordata, Actinopteri, Syngnathiformes, Syngnathidae. The record is from RefSeq and is a predicted model, not a curated record. Gene Ontology annotation, molecular function: DNA binding; protein dimerization activity. Gene Ontology annotation, biological process: regulation of DNA-templated transcription.